Messenger RNA from Heterocephalus glaber (naked mole-rat), 618 nucleotides. RefSeq names its product olfactory receptor 14I1. The record is from RefSeq and is a predicted model, not a curated record. Gene Ontology annotation, cellular component: membrane. Gene Ontology annotation, biological process: G protein-coupled receptor signaling pathway. NCBI's taxonomy places the organism in Eukaryota, Metazoa, Chordata, Mammalia, Rodentia, Bathyergidae. Gene Ontology annotation, molecular function: olfactory receptor activity.
AUGGACAACCUCACCAUCUUCACAGAAUUCUUCCUCAUGGAUAUCAUAAGCUCCUGGAAGCUCCAGGUUCUGCAAGGUGUGCUGUUCUUAGUAAUUUAUCUGGGUGCACUAACAGGGAAUCUUGUGUUUGUCACUGUCAUUGUGACAGACACAUGUCUGCACUCUCCCAUGUACUUUUUUAUAAGCAAUGUGGUCCUCCUAGACUUUGGAAGCAUCUCAGUUAUUGUUCCCAAAAUAAUAGUGAAUUGCAUGAAAUACAGUAAGACCAUAUCCCUGACAGAGUGUGCUGUGUACAUUGUCUUCUAUAUUCUUUUUGCAGAGGUAGAACUUGCCUUCCUGGUGGUCAUGUCCUGUGACCACUACCUGGAAAUUUGCUACCUUCUUCACUGUGGGCUGAUCAUCUCCUUGAGUCUGUACUCCCAGGCCACAGCUGCCUCUUGGGCCUCUGGUCUGAUCUACUCUGCUAUCCACACAGCUGCUCUGUUCAGGCUUCUCUUCAUCAAGAUCAAUGUGAUCCAGCAAUAUUUCUGUGAUAUUCCUCAAAUCCUGAGGAUAUCAUCAUCAGAUGUGCAGAUUUCAGAAUUUGUAAAUAUUCCUAUAAACAUUUGUCUUGAGUAA